Molecule: messenger RNA, 1021 nt
Organism: Pristis pectinata (smalltooth sawfish)
Lineage: Eukaryota; Metazoa; Chordata; Chondrichthyes; Rhinopristiformes; Pristidae
Product: ankyrin repeat domain-containing protein 33B-like
Exons: 3
Coding region: 20-1021 (333 amino acids)
Source: RefSeq, a predicted model, not a curated record
CGUCAAGCUUCUGUGGGAAAUGCUGGGAAGCGAGGCGGCAGAAGAAGCAAUGGGUGAAGUGGAUAUCAACGGAAGGAAUGGACCCAUGACUGGCUGCUGCUGGGGCUUUCUGGGUAUAGUGGACCUGCUGUGUAACUACUCUGGGCUAGACAUCAAUCAGCAGGACCAAGUUGGAAACACAGCCUUGAUGACUGCAGCUCAGGCAGGGGCAGAUGUGAAGGCCUCUCAAGGCAGGACUGCACAAGAUUGGGCACUGUCUGCCGGGAGGGUCGAAACCUCUCCCCAAAUCAAGUGGCUGCUGGAGCAGCCCUGUGUAGAGCAAGUUGCAGUUGGCUAUGUCCCGGGAAGCCCAGCUCACAAAGAACCGUCUGUAAGAGCGAAGGCGCCAAAUUUUCAGUCGGAGAAGAUUACCAAUCAACUGAAGUCCAUGUUGAGGAUAAAAGAUCCAUUCAAUCCUCAAGAGGGUGGUGUUCUGGAGCACAUGGUGAGGGUAACCGCCAAUCCCUCCAGUCCAUUCAUUGCCACCACCUGCAUGAACAUUUGUCCAGCGAGUAUCCCAAAUGUUAGGAAGCACCGAGGUGCAACGCCCAAAAUAAUGAGGCGUUUCUCUCUGACGCAGGAGUCUGCAUCCCUUCUACAAAGCGAGCACGCGAAAGAAUCUGUUGGAGUCAUAACCCCUUCCGUCAACUCUGAGGAGAGAAAUGGAGCAAAGCCAAAGCAGGGGUCCCGGCCGAUCAACUCUAGAGCUGCUGGGGUUGAUCCGAUCGACUUUCUCUCCUUGCAGUUACCUAUCAGGAAUUGUGCUGUUGCCACUGGCUGUAUUCCCAAGAUUGAGCUCAUCAGCGCUUCACCCCUCACACGUAAAAGAGAAAAAAAGCAAUUGCCAAGGAACAAGAAUUUACUCCCCCUCCCAAAAUGGAAGUACAAGCAAAUGAGGGAAGAGAGAAAGGCAGCCAAGAACCGGAAAGAACAACUGAUGGAAAAGAAUAAGAGAGCAUGCAAGUUCAGCACCAGCGUGUGA